Messenger RNA from Podarcis raffonei (Aeolian wall lizard), 2536 nucleotides. RefSeq names its product Rab geranylgeranyltransferase subunit alpha (gene RABGGTA). Gene Ontology annotation, molecular function: protein binding; Rab geranylgeranyltransferase activity; zinc ion binding. The transcript is spliced from 17 exons. The coding region runs from base 540 to 2234 and encodes 564 amino acids. Gene Ontology annotation, cellular component: Rab-protein geranylgeranyltransferase complex; cytoplasm. Gene Ontology annotation, biological process: protein geranylgeranylation. Lineage: Eukaryota; Metazoa; Chordata; Lepidosauria; Squamata; Lacertidae. The record is from RefSeq and is a predicted model, not a curated record.
UUGUUUUGAUUUUGGCUUGCCUUUAACUGCAUUUUCAGUGUAUUGCUUAGGAAAGCAGAGGGGUGAUUUGUACACCCAGGAGUGAAAGCUGAAGGGGUGGCAGGUGCACAGAAGCCCAGAAAAAGGGGUUGCCAUGCUGUUGAAAUGAUGCCAUUUUGCCUUGGGCUUCCAAUCAGGCAAAGGGGUCUAGCGCGCUGCAGAGUUAGCCUGUGGAACUCCAUGCCACUUGAGGCACUGAUGGCCAACUUGGAUGGCCAUAAAGCAGAUUGCCACAAAUUCAUGAAGGAGAAGGCUGGUUGGCCGCUGUCAGAACAGGAUGCUGGACUAGGUGGGCUGCUGGCCUGAUCCAGCAGGCUUUGGAAACCCACAAGCGAGACCUGAGCCCAAGAGCCCUUUCCCCUCCUGCUGUCUCCAGCGACUGGUAUUCAGAAGCAUUGCCGCCUCCUACCACCUGCUGGGUAACUGAGCCUAAAAGGGUAAAGGAUACAUAAUUAACUCCUCAUUUUGCCUGUUGGAGUCAUUUUUGCUGUGCAGUCAAAAUGCAUGGCAGGCUGAAGGUUAAGACGACGGAGGAGCAGGCCGAAGCCAAGCGCAUUGAGCGGGAGAAGAAGCUGCGCCAGUACGUGACGGCCACAAAAGCCAUCUUUGAGAAGAGGAAAUUGGGGCAGCUGGACAAGGAAGCCUUGGAGUUGACCAGCCAGAUCCUGGGCGCCAACCCAGACUUUGCCACCCUCUGGAACUUCCGCCGGGAGAUCUUCCUUCACCUGCAGGAAGAGACCCCAGAGGAGAUGCAAGCCCUCUGCAAGGCUGAGCUGUCCUUCCUUGAAUCCUGCCUGCGGGUCAACCCCAAAUCCUACGGGACGUGGCGCCACCGCUGCUGGGUGAUGGAGCACAUUCCGGAGCCGGAUUGGGCCCGCGAGCUGGAGCUGUGCAGCAAGUUCCUGGAGAGCGACGAACGCAACUUUCACUGCUGGGACUACCGGCGCUUCGUGGUGCGGCAGUCUCAGGUCGCCCCCCAGGACGAGUUGGCGUUCAGCGACAGCCUCAUCACCCGGAACUUCUCCAACUACUCCUCCUGGCACUAUCGCAGCCACCUGCUCCCGCAGCUUUACCCCGAUGCCCAACAGCAGGGCCGGAUCACAGAGGAAAUUCUGCUGAAAGAGCUGGAGCUGGUGCAGAACGCCUUCUUCACCGAUCCAAACGACCAGAGCGCCUGGUUCUAUCAUCGCUGGCUCCUGGGCAGAGCUGACCCAGAACCGACAAUUCGCUGUGUCUACGUCAGCCGAGAGGACACCUCCUUAGCAGUUGCCUUCUCCCACCCCGUGGCAGUGGCACCAGCGUCUCACGACCUGAUUGUGUUUGGAGACGAAUCGCCUCUUGUCGUACGCUGGCGCACCCCUGAUAGGAGGAACAGGCCUGGGUUUAUGUGGCUCUGCGACUUGCCAGCUUCUGCCCUGAAUGACCACUGGCCGCAGCACACCUUCCGGGUCUUAUGGGCCGAGGGCCAGUCCCAGAAGGAGUGUGUCCUUUUUAAAGGACACAGGGAUUGCUGGAGCCAAGAUUCAGUCACUGAAGAACAAGUUUUCAGGUGUGAGCUGUCCAUUGAGAAGUCCACAGUACUGCAGUCCGAACUUGAAUCCUGCAAGGAAUUGCAGGCCCUGGAACCAGAGAACAAGUGGUGCCUGUUGACCAUCAUCCUCCUCAUGAGGGCCUUAGACCCCUUGGUUUAUGAACACGAGACCCUCAGUUAUUUUACGACCCUGAAGGCAGCUGACCCCAUGCGCGCGGCCUACCUGGAUGACCUCCGCAGCAAAUUCCUGAUUGAAAACAGCAUCCUCAAGAUGGAAUACGCUGAGGCCCGUGUCGUGGACUUGUCCCAGAGGGGCCUCACCAUUCUGUGCCACCUGGAGCACCUGCUUCUGGUCACUCACAUGAACAUCUCGGACAACCUCCUCCGCUGCUUGCCCCCCACACUGGCCAUGAUGCGCUGCCUUGAGGUGCUGGAGGCUGACGACAACCAGAUUGAGACCCUGGAAGGCCUGCCCCCGCUCCCUCGCCUGGAGGAGCUCUCCCUCUGCAACAACCGCAUCCAGCAGCCUUCCGGCCUUCGCACCCUCGCCACCUUCCCCAAACUCGCCCACCUCAACCUGCAAGGCAACCCUCUCUGCCAAAUCCCCGGCGUCCAGUCAGAGCUUGCCGCCUUGCUGCCAAAUGUGGGGACCAUCCUGACCUGAUGGGUUUUGCAGGAGACCCUGCUCGACACACGCACCCCCCACAGUUCCUCCCCACACACACACCAUCCCCCUUUUAAUUUAUUGGCAUGAGGAAACGAUGAAAUAAAAAAAGGUAAUUGUUGCUGUGAGUCGCUACCGAUGUCCAAUACAUGCAGCAUAAAGGGGGGGUCCCAGGAAGGCCCCACCAUUCCUGCUGCUGCAGCUCUCUCUCACGCACACCACAAACGCAUAUUGAACAUAGCUGAGAAAAUGUGCAGCCUCAGAAAUCGUAUCCGAAGACUGUUCUCACAUAGGCCAGCCGU